Messenger RNA from Labrus bergylta (ballan wrasse), 2651 nucleotides. RefSeq names its product shox homeobox 2 (gene shox2). NCBI's taxonomy places the organism in Eukaryota, Metazoa, Chordata, Actinopteri, Labriformes, Labridae. Gene Ontology annotation, biological process: regulation of transcription by RNA polymerase II. The record is from RefSeq and is a predicted model, not a curated record. Gene Ontology annotation, cellular component: nucleus. Gene Ontology annotation, molecular function: DNA-binding transcription factor activity, RNA polymerase II-specific; sequence-specific double-stranded DNA binding.
UGAGCAUCUCCCGGGUGUUUAAAAAACUACCUCAGGACAAUAGCAGCGAAUGAGCGCUUAAUUAAAUUAAUUAGUCCUUCUUGUCAAUCUCAGAUUAAUGGCCAAUAGCGACGAUGCUGCCUAAUGUUUUUUCUACUCCUCUUCCUCUCCCUCUCUCUCUCCUGUAUGAGUGAAGAAGGGGAAGGGGGGCUCAUCCCGGCAUCCUGAGGGGAGGUAAUUUGCACGGAUCAAGGGGGCAAGGCGCCGCAAAGUAUAAAUACUGUGACUUCAAUAGAGGAGCACCAGCAGGUUCCCAACUCCGCUACCAAAGGAGGAGGAAUUGGCUGAGAAGAUCGAUUCUUUCUAUAUUUUUUUUUUACCUCUUCCCAGAGUUGGCACCAGAAGCAGCAGCAGCAUCAUCAUCAUCAUUUUCCAAAGUGGGGGUCGACUUUAAACCGAGCCACACCAUUGAUGUCUUAAGCUGUCGUGGAGCAAAGAGUGUGUGACUGAGAGUGUGUGUGUGAGGUGUGUGUUUCUCAAAGAGGAGAGUGCAGGCAGGGAUGGAAGAGCUCACCGCGUUCGUGUCUAAGUCUUUCGAUCAGAAAGUAAAGGAGAAGAAGGAAGUGAUAACCUACAGGGAGGUGUUGGAGACCGGUUCCACGCGAGCAGGGAGCAGGGAGUCUUUAUCGGGGGAGCCCGGGAGUCGAGAGGAGGCAGCGGCAGGAAUCACCCGGAACGUGGCGCUCUCGCCGGGCAGGGAAACGGACAUGCUCGGCCCGGAGAGGAUCAGGGACGCCGGGAGCCCCAAACUCAUAGACGGCACCACGGACGUGAAGGAAAGGAAAGAGGACUCGAAGCCCAUAGAGGACGAGACACAGGCUAAAAUCAAACAGAGGAGAAGUCGGACUAACUUCACGUUAGAGCAGCUCAAUGAGCUGGAGCGGCUCUUCGACGAGACGCACUACCCGGACGCCUUCAUGCGCGAGGAGCUGAGCCAGAGGCUGGGACUGUCCGAGGCCCGAGUACAGGUUUGGUUCCAGAAUAGGAGAGCCAAAUGCAGAAAGCAGGAGAACCAGUUACAUAAAGGAGUCCUGAUUGGAGCAGCCAAUCAGUUUGAAGCUUGUCGUGUAGCGCCAUAUGUCAACGUGGGGGCUCUACGGAUGCCAUUCCAACAGGAUAGUCAUUGCAACGUGCCGCCCUUCUCCUUUCAGGUGCAGGCGCAGCUGCAGCUGGACAGCGCCGUCGCCCACGCGCAGCACCACCUGCACUCCCACCUGGCGGCGCACGCGCCCUACAUGAUGUUUCCCGCGCCGCCGUUCGGACUGCCCCUGGCGACGCUCGCGGCCGAGUCCGCAUCCGCCGCCUCCGUCGUGGCCGCCGCGGCCGCCGCCAAGAACACCAGCAAGAACUCCAGCAUCGCCGACCUGAGACUGAAGGCCAAAAAGCACACGGCCGCGCUGGGACUGUGACGCCAGGUGGUCGGGUGGACGCAAGCCGUGCACGCCAUGUCUGCCACGUCCGCGCGACUAAGAGAUGCUGAACACUUUCAAAGUGAGACACUACAAGGACAAAGUGAGAGAAAAAUAUCCAAGGACGAUAUUUAUGAUUUUUUAAAUGAAGGACGACGAGUAUAACUAUAAAACAUAUAGGCUAUUUAUGAGACAAAGAAAAGACAAUGAAAGAAAAAGAGACUGUGACGUGAUAGCCUACCCAUAGGUGAUUUUGGACGGAGGGAUUGGAACUACUACAGCCACAUGGCUGAGGAGGACACCCUGAGGAGGAAGAGGAAGCAGCUGGGACGGUCGAUACUUUGUCAAACAAGGCGAACCAUUCUGCAGUUGUUUUAUUAUUAUUAUAUUGUUAUUGUUAAGAUUUCAUUUGAACCUAUAUAGAGGCUGGCCUCGUUCUAAAAACACGUUCUCUUUAAAAAAAGACAGAGCAGUUAAGAAAAAAUGACAUUAAUUCAAGUUUUUCUCCCUCUACUGUUUCCUGUACAAAAUUCAGAAAAUGCCCAAGCAGUGUUUGCAUUAGUUUGUCCUCAUCUCUCUCUCUCUCUCUCUCUCUCUCUCUCUCUCUCUCUCUCUCUCUCUCUCUCUCUCUCUCUCUAAGAAAGGGCAACUCUCACUUGAAUGUUUGGCCAACUUGACCUUGUUUGGACCUCCUCUGGUAAAAGGUGAAACUAGACAGAAAUGUGAGAUUAUAAUAUAUGUAGGCUACGCUGAAGAUUUUUCGUCAGGAUAACCGGAUCUAGUGUCCAUAUAAGGUGGUGAUUUGUCCCAUUUUAAAGGAUGACGUCAGUAAUGCCAACUUUAACACAAGCGGAGGAAACAGGAGGACUUUUUCCGGUACGGGCACGUGUAAAAUAUGUUUAUACACAAGAAACAUGCAUUAUUUUUUAUUAUUUAGUGGCUAUAAGAAUGCCUUGUGGGGAAUUUGUUCAUUUUGUAUUUUACUUUAUUUGCGUGUAUUAAAAAUAUCAUGUGCUUUCUGUAUGUAAUUUUGAUGUUUUUAUAACAGUGAAAGUGAACCUAACUGAGGCACGGGUUUCUAAGAAAAAAAGAAAAGAAUAUUCAUUAAAUUGUUUUACUUUUCCAUCACAUGUGAAACGUGAAUCCAUCCAAACAAAAUGUUUUUCGUUCCUACAAUAAAUUAACGAAAGUUUCUUAAAUGUG